Messenger RNA from Sugiyamaella lignohabitans, 2553 nucleotides. It is a transcript of the gene PHO91, whose product is annotated as Pho91p. Lineage: Eukaryota; Fungi; Ascomycota; Dipodascomycetes; Dipodascales; Trichomonascaceae. The record is from RefSeq and is a predicted model, not a curated record. The transcript has a single exon. Gene Ontology annotation, cellular component: membrane. The coding region runs from base 1 to 2553 and encodes 850 amino acids. Gene Ontology annotation, molecular function: phosphate transmembrane transporter activity. Gene Ontology annotation, biological process: phosphate ion transport; monoatomic anion transmembrane transport; polyphosphate metabolic process.
AUGAAGUUCAAUCACUCCCUUCAGUUCAAUGCUGUCCCUGAGUGGAUCUCUAAAUAUAUCGACUAUGGAGCACUCAAGAAACUGACUUAUCAGCUUGAGAAAGAAGCUGUAGAGGCUUCUGGACGCGAUGCCGAGUCAGCAGUCUUGAUUGAACAUGAUCCUGAAGCUGCAUUUCGAAGAGUUCUUGAUAUAGAACUAGAAAAAAUUGAUCUGUUCUAUACGGAGACUGAGUCGAAGAUUUUCGAUGACCUGGAUUAUGUCUUAGCCGAUGCUAUCAAGUAUGAGCAAAGGCUAGCAGAUGAGCAUGUAUUCACAGCUGCUGAUGGCGUCGUGCAAGAUGAUCAAAAGUAUCUAUUUCCUGUUCGAAGCACUUCUCAGGCUAGCUCCAGUGGUAGAGGAUACAGUCAAAGCUCGGGCCGCAGAGGAAGCGGAUCUUCCGGAGAAUCGCUUGACCAAGAGGAUGAUGGCGGUUCUGAUCCUGGUUCCAAGGCAUAUCCCAGCCUAUUAGCACCUACUGGAUCAGGUCACCAAGAUGCUGACACUAGUAUUGAUGAGGAUCAUGUUCAUUUAGAAGAAUCCGACCCUCGGCCCUAUUAUGCCAGACGAAGACGGUCUCGAAGCGCAUCCGUUGGUGUUUCCGCCAACUCGCGACCUCGUCGAGGUAGUGCCGUCGAUAUUCGUGAUAUGUAUCUGUUAUCAGAUCAUCUCAUCACUUUAAAGAAAAGAACAAGUGCAGUCUAUGUUUCUCUAAGUGAACUAAAAUCAUACAUUGAUCUAAACCGAACCGGUUUUAGAAAGGCCCUAAAGAAAUUCGACAAGACUCUCCAUUGUGAGCUUAUGUCUACUUAUAUGGAAGAAGUUCUUGGCAAGAGUUAUGCCUUUAGCCAGGCCACGACCGAAGCCCUGGAUAGUAGAAUCGCUGAAGCGGUCUCUCUUUAUGCACGACUUGCAACUAAUAAUGACGUCAAGACUGCCGGGCAACAAUUGAAACUUCAAUUGCGGGAACACAUUGUCUGGGAACGGAACACUGUUUGGAGGGACAUGAUUGGCAUUGAACGACAGACUCAGGGUACUUUUGCGACCCGUAAUGAUAAGCCGGAGGCGGCUGAGUUUGUUAGUAUACUAGGAGUGUCGGUCCCUGCUGGUCUUGUGUCUGCCUCGACUUUGAAGGUUCUGAUUAUUAGUUCAUUAUUUUUUGCUAUUUUACUUUUCCCCAUUCUUGAAGUGCAAGUACAAAACAACUGUUUGGCGGUGGUUAUUGCCGCAUCCUUGUUCUGGGCUACUGAGGCAAUGCCAUUAUUUGUUACCUCGCUGCUGAUUCCAUUUCUUGUGGUUUGUUUGCGUAUUCCUGUUGACGCAGAGACUGAUGAAAGAAUGUCUGCUUCUGAGGCUUCCAAGUUCAUCUUUUCACAAAUGUGGUCGUCUGUAAUCAUGAUCCUGUUGGGAGGCUUUACGCUUGCCGCUGCACUAAGCAAAUACCAAAUAGCAAAAAUCCUUGCCACCUCAAUUCUUAGUCGUGCCGGUACCAACCCUCGUGUUGUUCUUUUGACGCUCAUGUUCGUUGCUACUUUCUUAAGUAUGUGGAUAAGUAAUGUAGCUGCACCUGUGCUGUGCUACUCUUUGGCUCAGCCUUUACUUCGUACUCUACCUGAAGGAGAUGGAUUUGCUAAGGCUAUCAUUCUAGGUAUUGCCUUAGCUUCGAACAUUGGUGGCAUGGUUUCACCAAUUGCCAGUCCUCAGAAUAUUAUUGCUCUUGAAAAUAUGGACCCUGCCCCUUCAUGGGUUCAAUGGUUUACAAUUGCCAUUCCAGUUUCCGCUGUAGGUCUCUUGCUGAUUUGGCUAUUUCUUAUCUUUACUUUCCCAACCGGAAAAGGUGCCAGUGCAAUCCCUCAUGUUCGUGCCAGUGACGAUCGAUUCACGUUUGUACACUACUACAUUUGUGUUGUUUCUGUGGGUACCAUCGUCCUAUGGUGUUUUUCACAUCAGUUAGAGCCAUAUGUUGGAGAAAUGGGAGUGUUAGCUUUAGUACCUGUAGUACUAUUAUUUGGUCCUGGUUUGUUGUCAUCAGCUGACUUUAACAAUUUCUUGUGGACAAUUAUUGCCCUUGCCAUGGGUGGUAUUGCUCUUGGUAAAGCUGUAUCAUCAUCGGGACUUCUCGCAGCAAUUGCACUACAAAUUGAAGCUCUUGUUCGUGGAAUGAGCUUAUUUAAUGUCAUGCUUGUAUUCGGGUUCAUGAUAUUGACAGUUGCAACAUUUGUGUCACAUACUGUGGCUGCUCUGAUUGUUCUACCAUUGGUUAAGUCCAUUGGUGAACAGAUGCCUGAUCCUCAUCCACGUCUAUUGGUCAUGGCAUCGGCCCUACUUUGUUCUGCUGCAAUGGGUUUGCCAACCUCUGGCUUUCCUAACGUCACCGCCAUUUGCAUGACAGACGAGCUUGGAAAGCCAUAUUUAACGGUCGGCAGCUUCAUUUCUAGAGGUGUUCCAUCCAGUAUCCUGGUUUAUCUUGUCAUUGCUAGCUUGGGAUAUGUAUUAAUGUCCAUUGUAGGAUUUUAA